AUGGAACAUAAACGCAGAGGACCGUACGGGAAAAGAAAAUUAAAAAGCGGCAUUGGAAAUCCUGAAAUAAGUUUAAAUGAUCCAGACGAUGGUAUCCUUACUUUAAAUAAAAAUGUUGAUGGAGUUUUAGAGGUCGAUGAUCUCUGCAAAAGAAGCCGUCCCAAUACCAUUAAAGCCGUAACAGACGAAGAGCAGACGAAUGGUGCUGGCGCAAGAACUCAUCCUUUAGAAGUAGGCAUUGAUUAUGCAGAUGUGUCCGGCUUGGAGGAUGAUAGUCCUUCUGGACAUGUAUAUGCGCACUCACUCCUGAGGGACAGACAUUCAGAAAAUCAACCUGCUCGGGAGGACAUCUAUGCGGAAAAUGUACCUGCACAUGAUGACAUUUAUUCGGAAAACGAACCUGCACAGGAGGACAUUAAUUUGGAAAAUGUACCUGCACAGGAGGACAUUAAUUUGGAAAAUGUACCUGCACAGGAGGACAUUAAUGCAGAAAAUGUACUUGAACAGGAGGAUGACAUCCCUAACUUGUUUGACUAUGACUCAGAUUUAGACCUUAAUAGUCAAGAUAAAAGUGAGAUUUUGAACUCUCAGCACGUAGCAGCCGAAUCUGAUGUUGAUCCAUUAUAUCCAGGAGCUUCAUUGACAGUGGGAGCAAUUAUGUUAUUGCUUGCACUGUUUUUUACAAAACAUAAUAUUGUUGGAGAUGGUAUUCAGCAGCUGUUGAAUAUCUUUGCAAUUGCACUUCCUAAUGGACAUAAAAUGUGCACAAGUUUACAUGGCUUUAAAUCAUUUUUCAAAAAUUUGAAAAACCCUAUAGUAAAACAUUUCUACUGUGGACAUUGCCUUGGAUUUAUUGUGAACAGUCAAAUUAAUCAGUGUCCAUAUGGUGCAUGUAAAAAGCAACUGAACCAAGAUGGUGAAUACUUCCUCGAAAUGCCAAUAGAUAAACAGAUAGCAUCUUUAUUACAACAAGAAGGAUUCUACAACAGCUUACAGCAUCGCUUCAAGAACUCUGUACCAGAAAAAUUUUGUGACAUUUAUGAUGGCAGUCUUUACCAGAAAUAUGUUGACAAUGACGGACCACUUGCUAAUCCAGAUAAUAUUUCAUUCACCUUUAACACUGAUGGUGCAUCUGUUUUUAAAAGUAGUAAUGUUUCAGUCUGGCCGUUAUUCCUUGUAAUUAAUGAAUUGCCAUACAAACUAAGAAUGAAAGCAGAAAAUAUGAUAUUGGCAGGAUUAUGGUUUGGUAAAUCAAAACCAGCCAUGGGAACAUUUUUACAACCAUUCCUUAAAACAUUUAAAACUUUUGAAAAAGGAUUAAAUGUUUCGUCCCCAGAUCGCGGUGAAUUUAUAUGCAAAGCAUAUCUUCUUUGUGGCACAGCAGACUUGCCAGCAAGAUGUCUUCUCUGUAAUGGGAUUCAGUUUAAUGGAUCAUUUUCAUGCUGGAAAUGCCUACAAAGUGGUGAAACAGCAAAAGUUGGUAAAGGGCAUACCCAUGUAUUUCCUUUCCACUCUGAUGGACCUAAAUUACCAGCUCGGACAAAAGAAAUGGUUUUGUCAGAUUCGCAAAAGGCGUUGGAUAAUCAAGAAUCAAGUGUUAGAAAAUACAUGGUAAAUGGAGUCAAAGGACCAUCUUGGCUCACCUUUUUCCCAAAAUUUGAUAUAGUGGACGGUAUUGCAAUAGACUAUAUGCACGGCGUCUUAUUAGGAAUACAGAAACUUUUGUUAUCAUUGUGGUUUUCCAGCACUCACAAAGGAAAGCCAUACAAUUUCAUUCAUCGUGUUUCGGAGGUAGAUGCCAGAUUAACGUCAAUACAGCCAACACUAAAUAUUUCAAGAUUGCCAAGAUCAAUUCAGACAGAUAUCAAAUACUGGAAAGCAUCAGAGUACAGGUCAUUUCUUCUUUACUAUGGUGCUCCAGUUCUUAAGGGCAUUUUAGACACCAGUAGAUUUGUUCACUUUUUAUUGCUUGUUAAUGCGAUGCAUAUUUUACUUAUGUCUGGUUCAACAGUGAGUGAUGUCAAUUCAGCCGAGUCAAUGCUAUUUGAGUUUGUUAAACAAUUCUCAACAUUAUAUGGCGCUUGUUUUAUGACACUGAAUCUCCAUCAGCUUGUUCACUUGGCAGAUAGUGUACGGACAUUGGGACCUCUCUUUACCCAUAGCUGCUUUCCAUUUGAGGAUAAAAAUGGUGUUUUACUUAAAAUGAUACGAGGGACACAAAACAUUGACAAUCAAAUUAUAACAGGCAUAUCAUUUCUGCAAAAACUACCAGAGCUAAAAGUUAAGACAAUUGUGCGAGGCUCAGAACUUGAAACGCUCUAUAAUUCAAUCGAGAAUCCAAACAUUUUGACAAGAGGAUUAAAGAUUGCAACUAACAUAUACGUACUUGGUGCUGUUAAAGCCCUUUUUAUUUCUGAUGAAGAACAUGCCGCUUUGUGUAGAACAGUAGGAUAUGACCCUGUUUUUGGUGAAAGUAUCAAAUACUUUAAACGACUGGAAUAUAAUGAUAGCUUAAUUUAUGGACUUUCUUAUAGACGCAUGAAAAAACGUGACAAUUCAGCAAUAAGUUAUCAUUUUGUGCAUGGUUUAGAAAAAAACGUAUUGUACGGACGUGUCAGACAUUUUUUACUAGUGGAUAGAAAUGAUGACUUGGAAAAUAACACCUUUGCUGUUGUAGAACAGCUCUCAUGUAAACAUUCAUCUGGUAACAGUAGCAUUGUUUCGGUAACUGAAUCAAAAAAUGUUGUAGUUAUACCAUUGAGAUGCAUAUUAGAGAGUGUAUUGUUUAUUUCAUUCAAUAACACAGACGGAUCAAAAACAGCUUAUGUUUGCAAGUUUUCAAACAAUCUUGAAUGUGACUGAUACCUUGAAUACGUCAUUUUGUAUGUGUAUUUUUUAUAGUUUUUAUCAUGUUCAGAUUUUCACAGAAGAUUAUGCAUGUGUAAGUUGCAUUAUCAAUCAUACAUAUUUUAUGUUAUUAAUACACUCGUAUCAAAUUAUGUCUGAUACGUUUAUCAACUGUUUUAAUGACAUUUCAUAUAAUUUAACAAUAUGCUGGGUAUUUACCGAUUGAAAUUGAAGUAUAAUAAACUAGUUUAAAUGUGUAUUCAGAAUAUUGUUGUUUAUGUUUGAUAACCUAAAUAAUUG
This is a messenger RNA of Mya arenaria, 3147 nucleotides long. RefSeq lists its product as uncharacterized. The transcript is spliced from 2 exons. Lineage: Eukaryota; Metazoa; Mollusca; Bivalvia; Myida; Myidae. The coding region runs from base 1 to 2862 and encodes 953 amino acids. The record is from RefSeq and is a predicted model, not a curated record.